AAAAAAAUGAAUUUAAGUGGCUUAAAAAAAAGUAAAAAAAUGAAGCGUUUCCAGUUAAAAACGCUUCAUUUCACAGAAACGCUUGGAGAACAAGGUAAACAAACUCUGGUCACCCUGCGGCGAUUUGUCAAAAAAAUGGAGGAUUUUGUUGUUUGAAAGCUGAAAAAGUGAUUUGUGGGGAGCUGAUUACGUCUAGAACCACCCACGGUAUCCCAAAUGGAGCUGCCCUAAAUCGUAGGAAAUCUGUACGGAUCGAUCGAAAUGAAUGGCAGCAUAAUGAUCAAAUGUGAACCGUUUAGCGAAGAGGUAGAGCUGCUGAACAGGCUGGUGGCGAACGAUGAUCACCAGCGGCAGCAACAGGAACAGGAACAGCUGCAAGACCAGGAACUGCGUACGUUUUGCAGCUACAAGCUGAAGCUGGCGGAUGAGACCAUCGCGCUGCUGGAAUCACAAGAGAUCGAUAUUGAGUGUCUGCGGAAGAUGCGCCUGGAGGAUGUGGACGUGCUGUUCGAGGGGAGACCGUUGGGGCCAAAAAUUCUGUUUCGAGAGGCGUUACUUGAGUGGCGCGAAGAGAUCGGUCUACCCUGUAGAAGCCUCCGAUGGCUGUCGACCCACAAGCGAUCCGCAGAAUCCGAGGACAGUGCCGAUUCUCAAGCAAGCCAACCAAAGCGUGUACCUUCUUCCUCGGGCAUGACGGUGGCAGCUUCGCUCUGGGAUGAGUGUACGCAACAGCAACAAUCAAGUCUGCUAGCGCAGGAGAAGGACACAAUAUCCAACCGCAUGCCAACGGUUUCCUAUCAAUCUUUCCGCUGGCCCAUGUCACCGGUCACGCUAAAGGAUAUUCUCAAUAGUAGCACACUAGGACGGAACAUAUUGGCCGUCGGAGAGCUCGGCGUACUGAGUAAAUCGAUGCAGUGCCAACUGACGGCAAUCAUCAUCGCCUACCACAUGGAGUUUGAGACGAAGCUCAGCACACCGCAGCUGGAAAACUAUGCCUACUGCAUCUCCACCUUGUUGCCACACGAAAAUCCCUUAUCGUAUCACAUUCCACGUGGCCCGAAUCGGCGCAAUCCGGGCGGGUCGCUGUACUCGAGGUUCAUUAACCAAAAAAUUAGUCAAAAAGCCCUCGCCAUUGGCAAUUCGGUGGCAGCUUCUUAACUUGUAAGAAUUUUAAUUCACUCGGAUCUCUCGGUGCACAAAAACUCAAUUGACUAGGGUUUAAAUUCGUAGAACUAUGCUUUCGGACCGUCCGCCCGAUGCGAUCAACGCGAAACACGCUAAUCUCGAGUAGGAGAAGGAUUGUAAUAUUUAUAACGUAUGUACUUAAGCUUUUAUCAGGGUGUUUUACGGUAAUGCACUAGGGUUUGCGAGAUGCUGUUUGUGAUUUACUUUUUCAUUAUCCCUCUACUUUCUACUGUAGUUGUAAGCAAUUGAGACUGGGGGCUUAUGGAAAUCCCACCCAAACUUCUCGCUCUCUUCUACCGUCGGUAUCUUUGCCAUGGUAGCUCAUAGUUAGGUAGUAAUGAACAGUUAGCUGGCACGUUGCAGAGGAUGGGAAAGUUUAUUGUAAUAUGUGCCCUGGGGGGUAAGGCAACUGAAAAGGGCGUACGUAGAAUACUAGGACGUACUUCUGACAACAAAAUGGUAGUGUUACUAGCAAAAUCAUUAGCAUCAUCACCUCCUUCUGAAUGUUUGUGGCAAAAUUGGCAUUGGCAGUUUUUCGUGUACGUAGGAGCUCUUUAAAUGGCUCAAUAAUAUGUAAUGUAAGUAGAUUGCUUCUUCAUUUCUCGUAACUUAUUGCAUUUGCUUUCAAAAAAGACGGCCACCAGCCAUAAUUUGGUGGAAAAUACACUUUUA
Anopheles darlingi is the source of this 1857-nucleotide messenger RNA. RefSeq lists its product as uncharacterized. The record is from RefSeq and is a predicted model, not a curated record. The transcript is spliced from 3 exons. The coding region runs from base 262 to 1158 and encodes 298 amino acids. Lineage: Eukaryota; Metazoa; Arthropoda; Insecta; Diptera; Culicidae.